UAUAAUUUUUUUAAUGGCAAUGAUUCAUAUUAUCUAUCAUAUAUAAUCUGUAAUUUGUUGUCAAGCGGGUAAUUUGAAAUGAUUGAAAGUUUGAUCAAUAUAAUUUUCCAUUGAGUACAGGACAGUGGUAAUUGUAUGUAUAUUCCAAAGUGUUUUUAAUGAAUGUGAUAAUUAGAAGAAAGAAGUACUAUGGAUUUGACAUCUACAAAGUCCAGUCAUAGUGUAUCUGAUGUAUCAAAUACUUCUAGCGUGUCUGCUAAAUUAAAGAGACUGCAAAUAGAAGAGAGUCUACUUCUUCAAAGUAUAACAAAAUGUAUUAGUGAAAAUUCACAAGGAAAUGAUACGUUAUACUCAUCUUCCCCAAACGAAUUCAAACAUUUUGUUGACAAAAUAAAAAAUAAAUACCGGGAAAUAAAGUUGUUGUUCCAAGAUAUACAAACAGGCACUUCUUCGAAAGAAUUGUUACAAAACCUUGACAUCGAUGAUGUUAAAAAAUCUACUCUUGAAUUGGAAAACCGUAUUAGAGCAUUUAAAUCUUAUUUACAAUCUGAAUUAACCGGCCUUAAGGCCGCUGAAGUAGAAUUGAAUCAAACUGUGAAAGAAGAUCUGGUUUCAGUGAAUAAGUUCAAAAAGAAUGUUAGAAUUCAAACUGCGAAAUACAACGAGAUUGUGCCUAGUCCUGUAAAAACUAUAAUAGCGUCACCAUUUAAGUGUGUGGAAGUUCAACAAUUCCAAGAAUUUAUGAUGAAUAGUGCGAAUCGAUAUGGAGGAUGGAACGAAUAUCACCAUAACAUAUUCGUAAACCACUGGCAAAAACACCUAGGGAGCCUAAUUGAUGGCUCCCAUGAUGAGCACAUCCAUGACAUACAACAUUAUCCAGGAUAUGAUACAUUCUUAAGUGAACUUUUACCAAAGUUACAAGGAAUUCAUGAACAUGAUGUUAUUUGCCAUAUUCAAUGGUAUUUAAAGUAUAUUUAUCUUAAGAAGCAACAACAAAAAGCUAUUGAUCAAUGGCGUUCCAACAGAAGAAUAAUCAAAUCAGUAGCAAAGGGACAGCCGGUACACGAAGUAAAUGAAACUGAUAAAAUUAAGGCUAAUAGAAGGAAAAGUGCUAAAGACAGUAGUUAUAACAUUUCAGGUAAACGAGAUUCGAUUAUGCAUUCUGCAAGUCAAGAUAAAAUACGCUUCAUAAGAAAAUGUUAUAGCGAAGACAUGACAAACAUGAAGGAAGACGGAGAAGGCCUAAUAUCUAAAGAUCGAGAAGAUAAAGUCGCAGACAACGCAACAAUAAGGCACUUCCAAAAAGCAACAAAGCAAUGGUGUGACAGAUCUAAUAGUAAAGAAGUUGAAAUAAAAAUAAACACAAAUAGUCUAGAAAAUAUAAAAAAACUGCGUGUUCCAGAUUGGAGGGUUGGAUUAAAGUCUGUUUCGGAUUAAAUCAUACUGAUUGACAAGGACGUUGAUGACUGAUAGAGCUUUUCAAACUGAGUAAUAAUCGCCUAAAAUUGGUCACAAGAGCCCAACUGAUAUUAUAAAAUAUGUUUCUCUGACAAAAUAGCAAAAUAAAACCAAAGUAUUUUAAUAAAUCAAUUUUUACAUACUGAGUACAUAUCUUAUCAAUCCAGGACGUUGAAAAAGGCAGACCUAGUCUCUUGAAACAAUGACUAUGGCACCUAUGGAAUAAUUGGCACCUGGCUACU
Molecule: messenger RNA, 1700 nt
Organism: Spodoptera litura
Lineage: Eukaryota; Metazoa; Arthropoda; Insecta; Lepidoptera; Noctuidae
Source: RefSeq, a predicted model, not a curated record